Molecule: messenger RNA, 428 nt
Organism: Staurois parvus
Lineage: Eukaryota; Metazoa; Chordata; Amphibia; Anura; Ranidae
Source: the annotation of a GenBank genome assembly
AGCCCAAUGGAGACAUGAGGAAACCAUCCAUCAUCAAUUCCAAUCCCAAUGAAUCCUUUGGGGAAGAAGUAAAUGCAUUUUUAUUUGAUGAAAAAGAGCUAUACUCAUAUGAUGACCUUACCAAAGUAAAUCCUGUGACCACUAAAACAGUAUUGAAAUGUCUUCAAGCAAGAUAUGCAGCUGAACUGUUCUAUACCAAUGCUGGGUGUACAGUUAUUGCAGUUAACCCUUUUCAGCCAGUAAACAAAUUAUACAGUAAUGAAGUCAUGAAGCAGUAUCACAGUGCUCCUCAGCCUCAGAACUAUAAGCCACACAUAUUCUCCGUUGCCGAACAAGCCUACAGAAAUGUACAGUGCCAGCUUCAUCCAGUAAACCAAUCUAUAGUUGUCAGUGGGGAAAGCGGGGCUGGAAAGGUAAGAGCCAAACAU